UGCUCGAGCGUGUUGAAACGGACUAGUCGCGUUAAUGCUAGCGUGGCGUGAGGAUCUGUGAGCGGUUUUGAUGAUAUUUGAGGCCUCCGAAGACAGUUGCGAGAUGCCUCCUUCAAAGGGGAGACGCGGAGUCAGCGACGCUGAUGAUGAAAGUGACGAUUACAGAAAACGCAGGGACAGGAAUAACGAGGCAGUAAAAAAGAGCAGAUUCAAGUCAAAGCAGCGAACACAAGAAACAUUCACCCGAGUGAGUAAACUAAAGGCCGAGAACCAAAUGCUAGAAGACAAGGUCAAGACCCUCACGAAAGAGCUCCAGUUCCUCAAAGAGUUGUUCCUGGCGCAGGCCACCAAGGCACCCAACCCUAAACUAGAGGGUGUUGAUCUGGAGAAACUUCUAGAGGACAUACCUGAUGAAAAGAAGUAGAUUUAAGGGAAAUUUACAUAGAACUUAGGGCCACCC
Messenger RNA from Cydia amplana, 460 nucleotides. RefSeq names its product CCAAT/enhancer-binding protein gamma-like (gene Irbp18). The transcript has 2 exons. Gene Ontology annotation, molecular function: DNA-binding transcription factor activity, RNA polymerase II-specific; RNA polymerase II cis-regulatory region sequence-specific DNA binding. Gene Ontology annotation, biological process: regulation of transcription by RNA polymerase II; DNA-templated transcription. Lineage: Eukaryota; Metazoa; Arthropoda; Insecta; Lepidoptera; Tortricidae. The record is from RefSeq and is a predicted model, not a curated record. Bases 71 to 424 code for a protein of 117 amino acids.